CUGAAGGAAAAAAACAUGCUUUUAACUUUAGAGCAAGAAUCGAAAUGACAACUCAGGCCUAUGCCAAGUCCAGAACGAUUAGAAGAGGUAGAAAAAUCUAUGAAAAAUAUUGAUUUGGUUGUCAAAGAAAGAGAAAUUGCUUUGAGGCUUUUACAAACUGGCCAUGAAAAGCCAGUACCUAGAGUGAAACAUGACUUUUUGGGACGCCCCUACCGGUACACUUACAAGGAAUGGCCAAUACCGUGGUACUUGAACAAAAAACACAAAAAGAGGAAAUUCUAUUACUUACCUCAUGUGAACCGCUUCAUCAGGCUCAGACUUGAAAAAUCUUUACGUAUCAGGGCAAGGCGGCAAAACCUUGAGAGGACAAGGCAGAAGGUCCUGGAAAGGAAGUUCCCUCACCUCGCCGCAAAAUCUCAGAGCCAGUAACAUGCUGGAGGCACGCUGCAAGCAACUGGUCAAGUAUCUUGGUGACUGGGACAUGAA
Molecule: messenger RNA, 486 nt
Organism: Egretta garzetta (little egret)
Lineage: Eukaryota; Metazoa; Chordata; Aves; Pelecaniformes; Ardeidae
Product: 39S ribosomal protein L47, mitochondrial-like
Exons: 1
Biological process (GO): mitochondrial translation
Cellular component (GO): mitochondrial ribosome; mitochondrial large ribosomal subunit
Molecular function (GO): structural constituent of ribosome
Source: RefSeq, a predicted model, not a curated record